Messenger RNA from Monascus purpureus, 300 nucleotides. The record is from the annotation of a GenBank genome assembly. Lineage: Eukaryota; Fungi; Ascomycota; Eurotiomycetes; Eurotiales; Aspergillaceae.
AUGGACCCAGGCACCCCGUCCCAGACGGGAUUCUCACCCUCUCCGACGGCCCGUUCCAGGGCACUUAGACGGGGGCUGAGCCCGAAGCAUCCUCUGCAAAUUACAACGCGGACCCCGGAGGGGCCAGCUUUCAAAUUUGAGCUCUUGCCGCUUCACUCGCCGUUACUGAGGCAAUCCCGGUUGGUUUCUUUUCCUCCGCUUAUUGAUAUGCUUAAGUUCAGCGGGUAUCCCUACCUGAUCCGAGGUCAACCUAAGGAAAAAAAGGUUGGAGAGGGCAAAGGCCCCGGCCCGACCUACUGA